Neopelma chrysocephalum (saffron-crested tyrant-manakin) is the source of this 2214-nucleotide messenger RNA. RefSeq names its product urotensin-2 receptor-like. The record is from RefSeq and is a predicted model, not a curated record. Gene Ontology annotation, biological process: blood vessel diameter maintenance; neuropeptide signaling pathway; regulation of blood pressure. Gene Ontology annotation, cellular component: membrane. The transcript has a single exon. Bases 615 to 1763 code for a protein of 382 amino acids. NCBI's taxonomy places the organism in Eukaryota, Metazoa, Chordata, Aves, Passeriformes, Pipridae. Gene Ontology annotation, molecular function: urotensin II receptor activity.
UCAUUCAAGGGAAGUUGCUCUCUGAAAACACUUGCAGGAAUGCUGGACAGGGCUUUGAGUGCAUCACUAACACAGAACAGACAAUUGGACUGCAAGUGGUAAAUCCAAAGUUUGUUUUCCCUUUUUUGGGGAUCUUUCACUUCUUUAGAGUUAAAAAAUGUAGCAAAGAGGCUUAAGCAAUCAUACUCUCUAAGUCAUUGUUAGGAAUUUAGGAGGAAUUUUCCUCCCAGCUCCAAGCUGAAUUUAAGGAUUGCAGUAAGCAGUUCCAGUGAUACACACAACCUCUGAGAUGUCACACCUCACAGCUGGGCUCUUAUAAUGAUAGAAUAAGCCUUACACAAGUGGCCUCAGUGCCAAAGACAGGUACAGGCAGGCAGUGCAGAUAUGUACUCAGGGGACAGGUGACUUCUAAGGGAUCAUUUGUGUUGCUCUGGCAGAUUUCUAAUAUAUUGGUUUUGAUGUCUUUCCUCUAAGGAGAAUGCAGAUUGUCCUGAGAUGGCACCCCACUAAGAAAUGGUUUACCAUCUCCCAGCAGUCGCAUUUCUUGGAACAAGAAGAACCCCUUCAGAUCCCUGUGGCAUGAGAAAAGCCUCUGGCUUUUAAACCCAAGGAGGAUGUCUCUAACUGACGAGCUGGAGAGCCACUUUUCUGGCACCCCCUACAUGGUGACAGACACAAGUGAGGACAGCCUGUUCAGAAUCCGGUCCAACACCUCUGGCAAUGCCACCAGGGAUGGGAUGUCAGCCACCGGUUCCAUGGAGGACAUGAUUGCCAUCUGCACCAUCGGGACAAUCCUCUCCCUCAUGUGUGUGAUUGGGGUGACAGGCAACGUCUACACCUUGCUGGUGAUGUGCCAUUACCUGCGAUCUUCUGCUUCCAUGUACAUUUACAUCAUCAACCUCGCGCUGGCGGACCUGCUCUACCUCCUCACCAUCCCCUUCAUCGUCGGGACCUACUUCAUUCAAAAAUGGUACUUCGGGGACAUUGGCUGUCGCAUCCUGUUCAGUCUGGACUUCCUCACCAUGCAUGCCAGCAUCUUCACCCUCACAGUCAUGAGCACAGAGCGCUACUUUGCUGUGCUGAAGCCCCUGGACACGGUGAAGAGGUCCAAGAGUUACCGCAAGGCCAUCGCUGUUGUGAUCUGGCUGGUGUCACUGCUGCUCACCCUCCCGAUGCUCAUCAUGAUCCAGCUGGUGCAAAGGGACAACAAAAGCAUCUGCCUGCCCACCUGGAGCAAGCUGUCCUACAAAGUCUAUCUCACCAUCCUUUUUGGUACCAGCAUCGUGGGCCCAGGGGUGAUCAUUGGCUACCUUUACAUCCGAUUGGCUAAAAUAUACUGGGUGUCACAAACAGCCUCCUUCAAACAGACCAAGAGGCUGCCCAACCAGAAGGUGCUCUAUUUAAUCUUCACCAUAGUGCUGGUGUUCUGGGCUUGCUUCUUGCCCUUCUGGAUAUGGCAGCUCCUCUUCCAGUAUUAUGAAUCCUUCCCUUUAUCUCCCAAGGUGAUGAAGAACAUUAAUUACUUGACAACCUGCCUGACCUACAGCAACAGCUGCAUCAACCCCUUCCUCUACACCCUGCUCACCAAAAACUACCGGGAGUACCUGAAGAACAGGCAGAGGUCCCUCAGCAGCAACAGUGGGUACUUCCAGAGGAGGAAUCGGUUUCAGAGGAUUUCAGGGAGAUCCCUGUCCACGAGCAGCCAGCACUGCACAGAGACAUAUGUCCUUGCUCACGCCCCUUUGGGAAACAGCAGUGCCUGAAGGUAAAAAUCUAUCUCCAAGAACAAUCAAUAUCGAUUCCAAUGUUGCUUUGAUUUAAAGUGUACACUGUAAAGGUGAGGCCUUGGCAGACCCAUGAUGUGCACACAUUUAGUCCAGAGGCUGUGCCGUGUGUCUGUUCUCAUUUUCUCCAGUGCCACUGAUUUGAUGCCAGCAGCAUUCAGCUGAACAGCUAUCUAAAUAGCCUUUCACUUUUUAUCUUCAUAUUUUAUAGUGUAUGUCUCCUCAAGUAGCCAUCAGUAAUGAAAGCCUAUAACAGGGCCAUGAUUUUUAAUGGUAUCAGCUGUCUCACAGCAAUUGAAAUUAUGUUAUCCUAUGAAUGGCUGUAUUUUCCCCUUUUUUUUUCUCUCUAGCAGUGAUGCUAAAUUUGUAGUUGUAUGAAGACUGAAAACAAUGAAAUAAAGAGAAAACAGCUGAUGUUUGUGACAUACAA